Perca flavescens (yellow perch) is the source of this 1614-nucleotide messenger RNA. RefSeq names its product protein wntless homolog. Gene Ontology annotation, cellular component: endomembrane system; organelle membrane. The transcript is spliced from 12 exons. The record is from RefSeq and is a predicted model, not a curated record. Lineage: Eukaryota; Metazoa; Chordata; Actinopteri; Perciformes; Percidae. Gene Ontology annotation, biological process: intracellular protein transport; Wnt protein secretion; Wnt signaling pathway. Gene Ontology annotation, molecular function: Wnt-protein binding. The coding region runs from base 1 to 1614 and encodes 537 amino acids.
AUGGCAGGAACAAUCAUAGAGAACAUGAGCACUAAGAAAUUGGUUUUCUUUGGUUUCUUUAUUCUUGUUUUCCAAGUUCUUUUCAUCAUGGUUGGAGCACUAAUCGCUCCCAGUCCCACCAGUGCUAUUCGCUACUUGGCCACCAAAUGUAUUAAUCGCCACAGGGCACAUGCCUGGCUAGUGCCGUGGGGAUCAAAUCGGUGCCAGCAGAUCCACAGUUUUGAUGAGCCUCUGGCAAAAACACUGGAUGCCAACGACAUUGUUUUUGCUGUGCACAUACCUCUUCCCAACAAGGAGAUGAGUCCCUGGUUUCAGUAUAUGCUUGCUGUUCUACAGUUUGACAUUGCAUUUAAAAUUAUCAAUCAGAUUGAAGAUGAUGCUAUCAUCACCAUUGAUGCUGGCCUUGCAUACAGGGAUGAUUUGAUAUCUGAGUGGACCACAAAGUUUCACUCAGUGGAGCAAAGGCCACUCAGGUGCAUAUUUGCAGUUUCCAAGACAUAUGAAAAUGAAGGCCGUUUUUAUCAUUGUGACCCCAUACCAUUAAUGGAACUGGAAAGUGUGGCCCACAAAUAUUUUUUGAUUAACCUUCGCUUGCCAGUGAAUGACACAUUGAAUAUAGGAAUUGGAGAAAUAAAGGACAUCCAUUUAGUGGGCAUACACCAGAAUGGAGGCUUCACUAGAGUGUGGAUCAGCAUGAAGACUAUGUUCUGUCCCUGGAUAUUUGUGGCAACAGUUUGGUACUGGCACAGGAUCAGCCUCAUGGCAAGACAUCCAGUCCUUUUAGAAAAGGUGAUUUUCGCCCUGGGUAUUUCUGUGACGUUCUUGAACGUGCCGGUGGAGUGGCUCUCCCUGGGCUUUGAGUGGACGUGGAUGCUGCUAUUUGAAGAUGCUCAACAGGGCGUCUUCUACUACACACUCUUCUGUUUCUGGAUCAUCUUCUGUGGCGAACACCUUAUGGACCAAAGUCAGAGGAAUCAGCUUUCAGCGUACUGGUGGCAGGUUGGGCUGGUGAUGUUCAGCUCAUCUAUUCUUCUUAUAUUUGACCUGAGUGAAAGGGGGGUUCAUUUGACCAACCCUUUCUACAGUGUUUGGGCAUCAGAAAUUGGGAUGAAGGUGGCAAUUACUUUCGUUAUUGUGGCAGGAAUUUCUUUUUGUCUGUAUUUCCUCUCUUUGUGUGGCAUGGUGCAUUGUGUGUUCAGGAACAUUGAUGGGAAAAUAAACCAAUUUCCUGAAAUGCCAGAGGCUAGGAGACUGCGUUAUAAGGGUAUAGUCUUCAGGUUCAAGUUUUUUAUGCUGGCAACUCUAGCAUGUGCAGCAAUGACUGUCAUCUUCUUUAUCCUAAAUCAAGUCAGUGAGGGGCACUGGCACUGGGGAGACCACACUCUCCAAGUCCACAGUGCUAUUCUCACAGGGACCUAUGGCAUGUGGAACCUGUAUGUUUUCACCGUUAUCUUCCUCUAUGCGCCCUCCCACAAUUACAACAAAAGAAAGUCAGGAGAUGGUCAACAAACAGAUGUGCUUGAGAAGGCAGAAAGCCAAGAGACCCAGCUGACAUGUGGAGAGCAAGGGCCAACCAAGACCUACAGGAUCACUGGGAAGGUGACCGAGGAAUAA